AUGAGUGGCAGUCACUGGGCGAGUGUGUUCGAUGAAUGUGCGAAGAAAUUAUUGGGUGAAUCUGCCGAUGAGCUCGCUAAGCUUCGUAAGUACAAUCCCGAUGCGUACUCAGAGUAUUUCAGAAAGCCACUUUUCAAAACGUAUUCAUUUCGUAUUGUUUCACGCAAUCAAGAUGUUUCCAAACUGCAACAACAACAACAUUCAGCACCUUCCAGUGAUAACAAUUCCAAUCAAAAAAUGUUAUCAAGCAAAAAGGUGUCAAAAAUGCGUUGGAGUGUUCUUGAUUUGAUGCCUAUCGACUACGAUGUUCACAUUCAAUUGUUGGAGGGUUACAUUCGAAAAUAUACUUCUAAAUGA
Anisakis simplex (herring worm) is the source of this 357-nucleotide messenger RNA. NCBI's taxonomy places the organism in Eukaryota, Metazoa, Nematoda, Chromadorea, Rhabditida, Anisakidae. The record is from the annotation of a GenBank genome assembly.